Messenger RNA from Gadus chalcogrammus (walleye pollock), 5196 nucleotides. RefSeq names its product cadherin, EGF LAG seven-pass G-type receptor 3 (gene celsr3). The transcript is spliced from 34 exons. Gene Ontology annotation, biological process: G protein-coupled receptor signaling pathway; cell surface receptor signaling pathway; cell-cell adhesion. Gene Ontology annotation, cellular component: membrane. The coding region runs from base 1 to 5196 and encodes 1731 amino acids. Gene Ontology annotation, molecular function: G protein-coupled receptor activity; calcium ion binding. Lineage: Eukaryota; Metazoa; Chordata; Actinopteri; Gadiformes; Gadidae. The record is from RefSeq and is a predicted model, not a curated record.
AUGUCAGGGGCUGGGGGUGAUUCGGUUGAUGACCUCAACUUCGCCACCCUGGAGAGCAACGGGCUCCUGUUUUACAACGGACGCUUCAACGAGAAACACGACUUCAUCGCUCUGGAGAUACAGGAUGGACAAGUGAUGCUGAAGUACUCCACAGGGGAGCUGUCCACUCAGGUGAGCCCCUUCCUACCAGGUGGGGUGAGUGAUGGAGAGUGGCACACCGUCCACAUCCACUACUACAAUAAGCCCAGUACUAUAGGUCGCUAUCCCCGGCGCAGCUCCAGCGGCGAGCCCCAGGGUCCGUCGGACGAGAAGGUGGCGGUGGUGAGCGUGGACGACUGUGACACGGCCGUGUCGCUGCGCUUCGGCCCGCAGCUGGGGAACUACACCUGCGCCGCCCAGGGCCAGCAGACCAGCAGCAAGAAGUCCCUGGAUCUGACGGGCCCCUUGUUCCUGGGUGGGGUCCCCAACGUGCCGGACAACUUCCCGUUCGGGGCAAGGGAGUUCAUUGGCUGCAUGAAGGACCUCCACGUGGAUAGCAAGCCUCUGGACCUGGCGGCCUUCAUCGCCAACAACGGCACCGUCCCUGGCUGCAGUGCGAAGCUACCUUUCUGUAAGUCCAACCCCUGCCAGAACGGAGGAACUUGCAGCGACAGCUGGGAGACCUUCUCCUGUGAGUGCCCCCUGGGGUUCGGAGGAAAGGACUGCAGCCAUGCCAUGCGCCAUGCCCACCGGUUCCUUGGAAACAGCGCCCUCUGGUGGGACCUGAAGAACGACGUGACCAUCUCCACCCCCUGGUACCUGGGUAUGGUGUUCCGGACCAGGGCCCGUGACGGGACCCUGCUACAGGCCCAGGCGGGCCAGUACACCAGUCUGCUGUUCCAGGUGGUGAACGGUCAGCUGGUGUUCUCGGUGACCCGCGGCUCCACCCGGCCCGUGCGGCUCAAGCUGGACCAGGUCCUGGUGGCGGACGGCCGCUGGCACGACCUGCAGCUGGAGCUCAGGGACGUGCGGAGCGGCCGGGAGAUGCGCUACGUCGCCACGCUGCGCCUGGACUUUGGCCUCUACCAGGGAACGGUGAUCGUGGGGAAUGAGAUCCACGGGCUGAAGGUGAAACACCUGCAUGUGGGCGGAGUCCUGGGCUCGGGGGAGGUGCAGAACGGCAUCAAGGGAUGCAUCCAGGGCGUUCGCCUGGGGGUGAGGCCGGAUGCCCCUCCCCUUCCCCAUCCAUCAAAGUCUGUCAAGGUGGAGAAAGGCUGUAAUGCGGGAACUCCCUGCAGCUCCUCCCCUUGCCCCGCCCACAGCCUCUGCUCUGACCAAUGGGAGCGACAUGCCUGCAUUUGCGAGCCUGGCUACUACGGUAGGGGCUGUACGGACGCCUGCCACCUCAAUCCGUGUGAGAACACCGCCCAGUGUCACCGCAAGCCCAGCACCUCCCAUGGCUACAGCUGCGACUGUGGGGACAAUCACUACGGACAGUACUGCCAGCACAGGAUUGACCACCAGUGUCCCAGAGGUUGGUGGGGGUCUCCCACCUGCGGACCGUGUCACUGUGACGUCACUAAAGGCUUUGACUCUGACUGCAACAAAACCAGCGGAGUCUGCCACUGCAAGGAGUUUCACUAUUGGCCCCGGGGAAGCGACUCCUGUCUGCCGUGCGACUGCUACCCGGUUGGCUCCUUCUCCAGGUCAUGUGACCAGGAGGUGGGCCAGUGCCAAUGCAGGCCCGGAGUGAUUGGCCGACAGUGCAACCUGUGCGACAACCCAUUUGCCGAGGUCACCAAUUCAGGCUGCGAAGUGAUCUAUGACGGUUGUCCCAAGACCAUCACGCUGAGCAUCUGGUGGCCAAGGACCAAGUUCAACCUGCCGGCCGUGGUGGCCUGUCCUAAAGGAUCCAUCGGCGCUGCCAUCAGACACUGUGACCAGGAGAGGGGCUGGCUGGAGCCGGACCUGUACAACUGCACCUCUCCCCCCUUCGUGGAGCUCAACAUCCCCCUGGAGUCCCUGGAGCGCAACGAGACGGAGCUGAGCACCAUCGUGGAGAAGAAGCUGGCCCACCAGCUGCGCGAUGUCACCGAGGCCACGUCCCGUCUCUACGGCAACGACCUGCAGAUCGCCGAGCGGCUGCUGUCCCGCCUCCUGGCGUUCGAGACGCAGCAAACGGGCUUCGGACUCACGGCCACGCAGGACGCCCACUUCAACGAGAACAUUCUCCGCGGCUGCAGCGGCGUGCUGGGGGCGGACACGGCCGGGCUGUGGCGCGCCCUGGCCCAGAACCAGAACCACCCGCUGGCCGGGGGCCCCGGGGGGCUGGCGGAGCUCCUGGAGCAGUACGCCCAGACCCUGGCCCAGAACAUGAAGCUGACCUACCUCAACCCCGUGGCCUUAGUGGCCCCCAACAUAGUGAUGAACCUGGACCGCGUGGAGAACCACACCCACGUGCGCCGGCGUUUCCCCCGCUACCACGCCCCUUUGUUCCGCGGCCAGGCCCUGUGGGACCCCCACACCCACGUGGUGCUGCCCCCUGCUGCCCUGGUGCCGCAACGACACCAGCAGCACAGCUGGAAGGAGAGGGAGCGCAUGGAGAAAGAGCUUCCCCUGAGCGUCGCUCCCGCCCCCGUCAGCGUCUCAGCCAAUCAGACGGUGGAGUACGCCGCGGCCAGGCGCACUGUUUCGCUGCCCGAGCCGCCAAUCACCAUCGUGAUCCUGCUUAUCUACCGCAGCCUGGGGUCCGCCCUCCCUCCGAAGUACCACACUGACCGCCGGGGCGUCAGAUUGCCCAGACAUCCAGUAAUGAACUCCCCAGUGGUCAGCGUGUCCGUGUAUAACAACCAGACCUUUGUGGGCGGGCACUUGGACCAGCCCCUCCUAUUGGAGUUCAAGCUCCUGGAGACGGCCAAUCGCAGCAAGCCUCUUUGUGUGCAGUGGAAUCACAGCAGCACGUCUGAGUCGGGGGGUUGCUGGACGGUGCGGGACUGCAUCGUGGUGUACAGGAACAUGUCCCACGUCCGCUGUCAGUGCCACCGGCUGGGAACCUUCGCGGUGCUGAUGGACAGCUCCCACAGAGAGCAGCUGGAGGGGGACCUGGAGACCCUGGCGGUGGUGAGCUACGCGGCGCUGGUGGUGUCCAUGCUGGCCCUGCUGCUCACCGUGCUGCUGCUGUCCUGCCUGCGCGGCCUCAAGUCCAACACGCGCAGCAUCCACUCCAACAUGGCCGCCGCCGCGCUGCUCUCCCAGCUCGUCUUCCUGCUGGGCAUCAACCAGACCGAGCAGCAGUUCCUGUGCACGGUGGUGGCCAUCCUGCUCCACUACUUCUUCAUGUCGACGUUCGCCUGGAUGUUCGUGGAGGGGCUCCACGUGUACCGCAUGCAGACGGAGCAGCGCAACAUCAACUACGGCGCCAUGCGCUUCUACUACGCCAUCGGCUGGGGCGUGCCCGCCAUCAUCACCGGCCUGGCAGUGGGGCUGGAUCCAGAGGGCUAUGGGAACCCGGAUUUCUGCUGGAUCUCCAUCUACGACAAGCUAAUCUGGAGCUUCGCUGGACCUAUCGCCAUAGUGAUUCUGAUGAACGGAGGGAUGUUCCUUAUCGUGGCCAAGAUGUCCUGCAACCCCUCGCAGAAGGAGACCAAGAAACUGCCGGUCAUCUCUACGAUCCGUAAUGCCUUCCUGCUGCUGCUGGUGACCACGUCCACCUGGCUGUGUGGCCUGAUGGCCGUCAACAACAGCAUCCUGGCCUUCCACUACAUCUUCGACGUGCUCUGCCUCGUGCAGGGUCUGUCUGUGCUGCUGGUGUUCACGGUUCUGAACAGCGAGGUCCAGGAGGCCUGGAGGGCGGUGUGUCUGGGCAAGAAGAGUCCCGGGGAGGACCCCCCGAGACCUCCCCAGCCCGCCGGUCAGAACCCCUACAACAACGCGUCCCUCCUGGAGCAGAGCGGUUUGCAGCGCAUCACCCUGGGAACCUCCACCGUCUCCUCCGUCAGCUCCGCCAGGGAGAACCUCCUGGCCCGGCAGACCCUGGAGCAGAACAUCGGUCUCACGGGGGCCACCGACCUGGACGUGGCCAUGUUCCACCGAGACGGAGGUGAGGACUCUGACUCAGACUCUGACCUCUCCCUUGACGAGGAGCGUAGUCUCUCCAUCCCGUCGUCCGAGAGUGAGGACAACGUGCGUCUCCGCGGACGCAUUCAGCGUCGCUUCAAACGCUCCAAUCACAGAGAGCGACUGCUCACAGAGCCCGCCCAGAACGGCACCAAAGACCUGGACGGCAACGACCUGCUGUCCUAUUGGCCCGCCCUGGAGGAGAGCGACAACCGCAGCCUGCAGAAGUGGGGCUCGGAGCGCCCUCUGGGGGCCGACUACAGUAAGGACGCCGCCAACAACAACCAGCCCGACGCCUCGCUCACUAGCGGGGACGAGAGCGGCCUCACGCAGCCAGGCAGGCACCGCAAGGGUAUCCUGAAGAACCGUGUGGGCUGCCCCCCAGCCCUGCAGGGCCGCGGCCCCAGCGAGCUCAACUGGUACCGGACCUCCACGCUGGGCCACCGCGGCGUGCCGGCCGCCUCCUACGGCCGCAUGUACUCCCACGCCACGGGCUCGGCCGGCGGCGGCGGGGGCGGCGGCGGCGGAGGCAGCGGCUCCCUCUCGCAGCCCGCCUCGCGCUACUCGUCCCGGGAGCACCUGGACUCCCUGGCCCGCCGCCAGCUGACCCGGGACCCGCUGGGCCGGCCCACGGUGGGCGGGUCGCGGGACCGCCUGGACUCCCGCGGCUCCCGGGACAACCUGGACCUGCUGCCCCGGCGUAGGGAGCUGGGCCCGGGGGGCGGCGGCGGCGGAGCGGGGCCGGACCACCAGCGGGUGUCGUCCUCCAGGGAGAACCUGGCGGGGUCCCGGGACCGGCUGGACUACCCGCCCCACGCGGGCAGCGCCCACGCCUCGCGGGAGGACCUGAGCGGGGGCGGCGGGGAGGGCUACCUGGGGGGGUCCCGCUCGCAGCUCAACACGCUGACCCGGCGGCAGGCCACGUCCCGGGAGCACCUGGCGGCGGGCGGGGGGGCGCUGGUCAGCAGCCGGUCCCGGGAGCAGCUGGAGACCAACGGAGGAGGAGGAGGAGGAGGAGGGGGGGGAGGGGGGUCCCAGGCCCAGCCCUGCCGGGAGUGGCUCCGCACGCUGCCCCCCCGUACCCGGGCGCGCCCCCCCUGA